This is a messenger RNA of Onychostruthus taczanowskii (white-rumped snowfinch), 568 nucleotides long. Its product is annotated as galectin-4-like. Gene Ontology annotation, molecular function: carbohydrate binding. The record is from RefSeq and is a predicted model, not a curated record. NCBI's taxonomy places the organism in Eukaryota, Metazoa, Chordata, Aves, Passeriformes, Passeridae.
GGCGCGUUCCCCCCGUGCGUCCCGGACGCCCCCCAGGUCACCCCCAUCUACCCCGACUGUAACCUGCCGGUAAGUGGGGAGGGUCCCCCCAAAAACCCACCCCUCCCCCAUCGGGGGGGUCCCCGGGGGGCUCGAAAUCCUCACAAACCACCCAAAUCCCCCCCAAACCCCCCAAAUCCCCCCUCCAGGUUCCACAUCAACCUGCGGGCGGGCCCGGGGGGCGACGUGCUGCUGCACCUGAACCCGAGGAUGGAUGAGGGCGACGCCGUGGUCCGGAACUCCUUCCUGGGGGGCAGCUGGGGCCACGAGGAGCGGGACAUCUCCUGCUGCAGCCCCUUCCAGCGCGGCCGCUACUUCGACCUGUCGAUCCGCUGCGGGAACCAUCGGUUCAAGGUGUUCGUCGAGGGGCAGCCGCUCUUCGAUUUCCACCACCGGGCGCCCGCCGGGCCCCACGUGGACGUGCUGGAGAUCGAGGGCGAUGUCGUCCUGUCCUAUGUCCAUUUCUGACCCACAAGUGUCCUGUCACUGCCCCAUAACUGCCCUGUAAUUGCCCCAUAACUGCCCCGUA